This is a messenger RNA of Vigna angularis (adzuki bean), 834 nucleotides long. RefSeq names its product histone H1. The transcript has 2 exons. Gene Ontology annotation, molecular function: double-stranded DNA binding; nucleosomal DNA binding. The record is from RefSeq and is a predicted model, not a curated record. Gene Ontology annotation, biological process: negative regulation of DNA recombination; nucleosome assembly; chromosome condensation. Bases 107 to 637 code for a protein of 176 amino acids. Gene Ontology annotation, cellular component: nucleosome; nucleus. NCBI's taxonomy places the organism in Eukaryota, Viridiplantae, Streptophyta, Magnoliopsida, Fabales, Fabaceae.
CAACUCCCAACCCAACCUGUGUCAAAACACCGUUAACUUUACAUAGUAACAUGUUUUGUUCUCUCCUCUCUCACACAACACAACUGACAGAAAAAAUAAAUUAAAAAUGACAAAAGCCAAUGCGAAGAACAAAUCCGCCUUCGCGCUCCACCCUCCUUACUUCCAGAUGAUUGCCGACGCAAUAACGUCGUUGAAGGAACGCACGGGUUCGAGUCAGCCUGCGAUAGCCAAGUUUGUCGAGGACAAGCACAGCAAAGGGCUUCCUCCCAACUUCCGGAAACUUCUGUCCGUUCAGUUGAAAAGUUUGGUCAAAUUGGAGAAGCUCUACAAGGUCAAGAACUCCUACAAACUAUCUUCUCCACAUACUGAGAAACCAAAAACCGCUCCGAAAGAGAAGAAAGUGACGGAGAAGACGAAGAGGCUGAGUCAGGUGAAGACGCCCGAAACUCUGAAAAAGAAGAAAGCCCCCAGCACGAAGAAAUAUGUGGCGGCGGCGGCAGCCUCUGGAGGAGGUAAAGUGAAACGUUUGAGUCAGGUGAAGACUCCGGAGGCCAUGAAGAAGAAGCCCAAUAUAACACCUGCCAAACGCAAGGGCACUCCCAAACCCUCCAGGGUCAACAAGAAAGCUAGGAAAUGAAACCACUUUUUGUGCUUGUUUAUGGCAGAUAGCCUGUUCAAAACAUUUGUGUGCAUACAAUGCUUGGAUUGUGUGUUAGUUUUUUGUUUUCUUUUUGUUGCCUUGCAGUGGAUUGUUUGUUAUGAUCAGCUUAUGAUUGUUGACGAACCCAAUGUGCUAGUUUAAUUUAAGGCUUUAGCUAUCUUCAUUUUCUUUUA